AUGGUAUGCGCCCGCAAGAAAGGAGAGAGCCCCGUCACCUCCAAUUGUGUCGCCAAUGGACAGACCGGCAUCUACCUCUACCACACGAUUGCCUUUGGUUUCGAGCAUGCUCUAGAGGCCUGUAAACUGCGCGGUGGCCGACCUAUUCUCUCAUCGGGUGGCGAGAGAGCAUGCGCAGCCAAACUCCUGACCGAAUCCAAAAUCCUGCGCGAUAAUGAUGUGAGCGGCGUGGAACUGUUCACCAACGAUACAACCCUUGAGUCGGGAAAGAGGUUCUGUCACUACCUCAAGGUAUCCACCAAUACCGCGGUGAAAUACGAAUGCAACUUGAACAAGCCAGUGGUUUGCGUGAGCUCUAAGGCACGGAGCGCCGAUAGUGGAGAUUUGCCACAACCGUCGCUUGAAGUGGAAGAAGAUGUGGCACCAAGCUCCGAUAGAGAAACGCCCACAGCAGAAGAAGAAGGUGUUGUGGAGUGCAAAGGGUAUCGACUGCAAUUGCACAGAGAAGAAAACAAAUUUGAAGUUUCCACCAGCACCUGCGCCCAGAGCGGUAUGCGACUUUUCAGGCGCAAGGAUCGCAAAGCACUGAAGAAAUCCCAGUGUUUCAAGAAAUUACUGGGAUCUAACCAGGGGCUUCUUGUCUGGAUGCGAGUAAAGAACUCCAAGACAGCUACAAUGGAUCUCUCAACCGGAGAGGACGGGCCAGAGCAAUCCACAGCUGCCUCCCUAUGCGCUAAGGCACCAAGCGCCGAAAGUGGAGAUUUGCCACAACCGUCCCUUGAAGUGGAAGAAGAUGUGGCACCAAGCUCCGAUAGAGAAGCGCCCACAGCAGAAGAAGAAGUAUCUAAAUCCCAAAGCACAAGCGCAAAGGGCCUGCCUCUCUUUAGUUCAGGUGUUGUGGAGUGCAAAGGAUAUCGACUGCAAUUGCACAGGGAAGAAAACAAAUUUGACGUUUCCGCCAGCACCUGCGCCCAGAGCGGUAUGCGACUUUUCAGGCGCAAGGAUCGCAAAGCACUGAAGAAAUUCGAGUGUUUCAAGAAUUUACUGGCAUCCAACCAGGGGCUUCUUGUCUGGUUGCGAGUAAAGAACUCCAAGACAGCUACAAUGGAUCUCUCAACCGGAGAGGACGGGCCAGAGCAAUCCACGGCUGCCUCCCUAUGUGUUCUGAAGCCGACGAGGAAAGCCGGAGAGGCAAAAGACUCGCACGACCAAAGGAAGGGUUUCGUCCACUCUCAAUAAUAGAAAGGACAAGCAACCUCAUUAGCUGAUAGCAGUUAUCAAACACUCUCUUCACACCAGGGGCGUGGUGUACAUCGUGUCUGCGUGUGUGUGUGUGUGUGUGUGUGUGUGUGUGUGUGUGUGUGUGUGUAUGUGCAACAUCGUCACUCGUCAGUCACCUACAAUGUCCAGAGACUUGCCUACUCUUUGUCCUGCAACCGUCCAGAAGAGAGGACGGCUACUCAGGAAUUAUUGUAGUUUCUCGCUGGACAAUGGGGAUCUAGCGCGGUUUGUGCCUCCUAGAACAUUCAGGACUGGAUUUGGCGAGACAGCCAUAUCGCUAUUCAAAACACACCCAAUUGGAAAGAACGUUAACAUCGUACUUCUGUAAUCUUGUAGACGACUUUGAGAUGCUAACGCGCGUGUGCACGAGCGUGUGCAUAUGUACAUAUGUGUGUGUGUGUGUGUGUUCGAAUGCUUUAAAGUAGAUGUUUAGAUAUGUAUCAGAAUAUGUGUGCACGUGUACUAUUUUUUGCUGUUUCUUGUACAUCCCAAGAGUGUGUAAGUCCACUAUGGGUGCUACACUGACCUGAUUCAUUGCAAGUUAGCAUCACUUUGGUGUUGCAGUGUGCAUUGUCUGAAGGUAUGAUUGUAUUUUCAGACUAAAGUA
This is a messenger RNA of Sycon ciliatum, 1888 nucleotides long. RefSeq lists its product as uncharacterized. NCBI's taxonomy places the organism in Eukaryota, Metazoa, Porifera, Calcarea, Leucosolenida, Sycettidae. The transcript is spliced from 14 exons. Bases 1 to 1239 code for a protein of 412 amino acids. The record is from RefSeq and is a predicted model, not a curated record.